GUGAAGGACGGCUUGGGAGGCAGAGUCCGUGUUUGUAAAUAAGACCGUUAAAACCUGUGUUUUAUUUACAAAAGUUAUGCCGGCUAUUUUUAAGUGUCGUGCCCAGUUGUUUUAGAUCGUUUUUUAAUUUAUUUUUUUGCUGUUAUUCCUCGCUUGAUUUGUGUGGUUUUACACUACGCGUAAUGGCGAGCUCGGCUAACUCGAAUCAAGUGCCUAAACUGUACAGGUCUGUGAUUGAAGAUGUUAUCAAUGAGGUCCGGGAGCUCUUCCUGGAUGAGGGGGUGGACGAGCAGGUCCUCAUGGAACUCAAAACGCUGUGGGAGAACAAGCUAAUGCAGAGUAAGGCAGUGGAGGGCUUCAACACAGAGGAGCAGGCUGCCCUCCAGGCAGCAGCCCAGCAGCAGGCACAACAGGCCCAGCAGGCUACCCAGCAAGCCCAGACACAGCAGGUCCUCCUGCCCCCGCAGCAGCAAGUGACGAGCUGGCAAUCGACCCGGCCUACUGUCACCAGCGCACCCCAGCAGCAAGUCAUUGUGCAGGAUCCUAAAAUUCUGCAGCAUAUGAGUGCAACAGGGAUGAGUGCAGCAACCACAGCAGCAACCUUGGCCUUACCAACAGGAAUCAGUCCCUACCAACAACUCAUCACUAGCCAAGGCGGCAAUUUGCCCCAGACUAUAUAUCUUAAAACAGUGGACGGUCAGAUCCUCCAGGUGCUGCGUGCGGCUAACGGGACCCAGUACAUUAUCCAGCCUCAGCAGCAGAUGGUCCUUCAGCAGCAGGUCCUUCCUCAGAUGCAGCCUGGCGGUGGGCAGGCCCCCGUCAUACAGCAGGUACGCCCCAUCACACAGGUACUGGCUCCUCUCCAGGGAGGACUCCCCCAGGUGCUGGCUCCUCUACAGGGAGGCCUCCCCCAGCAGACAGGAGUCAUCAUCCAGCCUCAACAGGUCAUCCUCACUGGGAACAAGGUCCAUCAGAAUGCACAGGUAAUGCAGAUGACAGGCCAGCCCGGUCAGGUGCAGCAGAUCCAGCAGCAGGUCCAACAAGUUCAACAGGUCCAGGGCGGAGCUGCACCAGGAGGCCCACAACAACAGCAGCAGAUCCAGCAGCAGGUCCAACAAGUACAACAGGUCCAGGGCGGAGCUGCACCAGGAGGCCCACAACAACAGCAGCAGAUCCAGCAGCAGGUCCAACAAGUACAACAGGUCCAGGGCGGAGCUGCACCAGGAGGCCCACAACAACAGCAGCAGAUUCAGCAGCAGGUCCAACAAGUUCAACAGGUCCAGGGCGGAGCUGCACCAGGAGUCCCACAGCAACAGCAGCAGCCUCCUAUGAUGCUGCAGGUGGACGGAGCGGGGGACACGUCCUCAGAGGACGAAGAUGAGGAGGAAGAGUAUGACGAGGAGGAAGAUGAAGAAAAGGAAAAAGAUGGCGAGGACGGCCAGGUGGAGGAGGAGCCUCUGAAUAGUGAAGAUGAUGUGAGUGACGAGGAGGACCAAGAACUGUUUGAUACAGAAAAUGUGGUGGUGUGCCAGUAUGACAAGAUACACAGAAGUAAGAACAAAUGGAAGUUCCACCUGAAGGAUGGGAUCAUGAACCUGAACGGCCGAGACUACGUCUUCUCCAAAGCCAUCGGGGACGCAGAGUGGUAAAACACACAGCACAAAGAAUGCGUCCCAAAUAGCACUCUAUUACCUAUAUAGUGCACUACAUAGGGAAUAGGGUGCCACUACAUAGGGAAUAGGGUGCCAUUUGGAACACAGAAAAAGGAACACACAACAACAACAAAAACACCACGAAGGAACUCUGGAACCUUCUGUCAAGUUUGAGAAAGAGACUCAUCAAUAACUAUGACCCAGGGAAUCAUAUUUCAGCCAGAGGACCUGGGAUGGGCUGGUUUGGGAAGGAAAUAAACGUAACACACCACCCAAAACUGUGAUACUGACUGAUGCACAUCUGUAUGAAUGGUAUAUCUGUAUUAACACCCAAUAGCCUACAAGCCUCCCAAGACAAGACACUGAGGAUUCCAUGCAGCACGGCCGAGGGAUCGAUGGAGAAAUCUUCUAAGUUUCUUUGUUUGACUGAAUUCACCAUUUUGACCUGACUCCCACUUCUAGUGGACCAGAUAUAACCACUGACUUGAGUUGACCCACCCUAAACACUUUAUGCCAAUAGGUUUGAAUCCGGGUCAAAGGUCAGAUAAAAUAUCCAGUGAUUGGACAAGGGAGUCUUUCGAUCCCAGUUGUGUGCCUAGUGAUUGGCUAGGAAACACGUCAGUCAAUCCCAGUUUUUUUCAGUGACUGGGCACCACACAGUGAAGUUGACACCAGUGUAUUGAGUUGAGAUGGCUGUUUGAAAAAGGUUGAUGUUAUUAUCUUCAUCCGCUUGUAGAUCUGGUUCCAUGUCACUGAUAUGAUAUUCCUGCCACAUGUUAUGAUGGUCCAUACUAAAAGUGCCCUCCUGUUUAUCUAGUUGAUAGUGAUAUCCACUGUGUUCAGCAGUCCAGCUCCCCUCCUGUUUAUCUAGUUGAUAGUGAUAGCCACUGUGUUCAGCAGUCCAGCUCCCCUCCUGUUUAUCUAGUUGAUAGUGAUAUCCACUGUGUUCAGCAGUCCAGCUCCCCUCCUGUUUAUCUAGUUGAUAGUGAUAGCCACUGUGUUCAGCAGUCCAGCUCCCCUCCUGUUUAUCUAGUUGAUAGUGAUAGCCACUGUGUUCAGCAGUCCAGCUCCCCUCCUGUUUAUCUAGUUGAUAGUGAUAUCCACUGUGUUCAGCAGUCCAGCUCCCCUCCUGUUUAUCUAGUUGAUAGCGAUAUCCACUGUGUUCAGCAGUCCAGCUCCCCUCCUGUUUAUCUAGUUGAUAGUGAUAUCCACUGUGUUCAGCAGUCCAGCUCCCCUCCUGUUUAUCUAGUUGAUAGUGAUAUCCAUUGUGUUCAGCAGUCCAGCUCCCCUCCUGUUUAUCUAGUUGAUAGUGAUAGCCACUGUGUUCAGCAGUCCAGCUCCCCUCCUGUUUAUCUAGUUGAUAGUGAUAUCCAUUGUGUUCAGCAGUCCAGCUCCCCUCCUGUUUAUCUAGUUGAUAGUGAUAGCCACUGUGUUCAGCAGUCCAGCUCCCCUCCUGUUUAUCUAGUUGAUAGUGAUAUCCAUU
Molecule: messenger RNA, 3135 nt
Organism: Oncorhynchus keta (chum salmon)
Lineage: Eukaryota; Metazoa; Chordata; Actinopteri; Salmoniformes; Salmonidae
Product: transcription initiation factor IIA subunit 1-like
Exons: 12
Coding region: 183-1649 (488 amino acids)
Biological process (GO): transcription by RNA polymerase II; transcription initiation at RNA polymerase II promoter
Cellular component (GO): transcription factor TFIIA complex
Source: RefSeq, a predicted model, not a curated record